This is a messenger RNA of Exophiala bonariae, 936 nucleotides long. RefSeq lists its product as uncharacterized. The coding region runs from base 1 to 936 and encodes 311 amino acids. NCBI's taxonomy places the organism in Eukaryota, Fungi, Ascomycota, Eurotiomycetes, Chaetothyriales, Herpotrichiellaceae. The transcript has a single exon. Gene Ontology annotation, cellular component: EMC complex. Gene Ontology annotation, biological process: protein folding in endoplasmic reticulum. Gene Ontology annotation, molecular function: protein binding. The record is from RefSeq and is a predicted model, not a curated record.
AUGGCAACCAAACCCCAACACUCCUCGGGGCCUGCGGCUGCUCUACAAGUUGCACAGCAAGCCUCCACGAUACUCGCAAAGUCGGCCUCUGUCAGCGCAAAAUUCCCUAAUUCUUUAUUCAGUCGCCCAGAGACCCCCGAAUUAUGGACCGAGCUCGAACAGUUACUCUACGCCUGCCUGCGCACCGGAGAUGAUAAGUCAGCGUUUCUGUGCUUGGAGAAGUUGACCCAGAGAUUUGGUGCCGAUAAUGACCGGGUAAUGGCCCUAAGAGGGUUGUACCAGGAAGCGGUAGCAGAGAAUGAGGAGGCUCUUCAUGGAAUACUGCAAGAUUACAAUCAAAUACUCUUGGAAAAUCCAAUGAAUGUACACAUCCACAAGCGACGGAUCGCCCUGAUUAAGGCCAUGGGACGACGUCAGCAGGCCAUUGCCAAUUUGGUGGACUUUCUCGACUCUUUCCCCACCGAUGUCGAGGCCUGGUCGGAAUUGAGUGAACUGUACUACACGGAAGGACUGAUUACCCAAUCCAUUUUCAGCCUGGAGGAGGCUGUGAUCAUCACACCCAAUGCGUGGAAUCUCCAUGCACGACUUGGAGAGCUCCAUUAUAUGGCUAGCUUGUCAUCCUCAGACAGCGUAGAGGUGCAGAAGCAGCUCACCCAAGCGAUUCAACGAUUCAGCCGAAGUAUCGAGUUGUGUGACGACUACUUGCGGGGUUUUUAUGGACUCAAGCUUGCAUCUGAUAAGCUUUUGCAGACGUCUAGCUCAACCAAGGGUGGCUCCACAGCAAGCAUCAGUGUAGAGAAGGUCCAGAAGUUGAACCAAUUGGCUACGUCGAAGCUCGAGACAAUGGUGAAGCAGAGAGCAGCAAACCGGUCACCAGGAAUCGACCAGUCAGGAGUUGUAGCAGCGCAAGAACUGUUGAACCGAUCCAAGGGGUGA